This is a messenger RNA of Phoenix dactylifera (date palm), 1649 nucleotides long. Its product is annotated as serine racemase. NCBI's taxonomy places the organism in Eukaryota, Viridiplantae, Streptophyta, Magnoliopsida, Arecales, Arecaceae. Gene Ontology annotation, biological process: D-serine biosynthetic process. The record is from RefSeq and is a predicted model, not a curated record. Gene Ontology annotation, molecular function: D-serine ammonia-lyase activity; threonine racemase activity; magnesium ion binding.
UCGUUGGGGCUGGCUUCCUCAGCGUCGGUAUCUUAUCGUAUGCACCCGAAAACCUCGCCGGACAACUCCCGGCAAGAAAGCUCGCUCUCUCACAGCUGAACUGCGUCCGGCGCACAGACGGAUUUCAACCUCAUUCCAUUAGCCUAACCUAUCCGCUGUUGGGCUCAGAAAUUCCUCCAGUUUUUAUUCCACCAGCCCCCAAAUCGGAUUGUUUUCAGGGCACUCGAGCUGCUUUGGUGGAAAAUUUUUUCACUUGUCUUGGGCUUCCAGUUGCAGAGUAUCACGAAUUUUUGUUGCGAUGGCAAUUUUACUGUUGUGGUUUAUCUAGCUCAGAAUUUCUUUUCAUGAUAGAGAAGGUUGCUAAGAAGGAAGUCUACCUUCCAAUUGUCACUGAUGAGGGACGGCUUGUUGAUUUCCUCACUGAGAAUACACCCACAUGCGUGCACACUUGGUAAUGCCAUUUGAUGGUUUUUGAAUCAAAAAGCCUGUUUUUAAGGGUUUAAUGGAGAAGGAUUAUUUACAAACUCAAAGUUAUGCUGCUGAUAUUUCCUCCAUAAAAGAAGCACAACUCCGUAUUGGUCCAUACAUUCACAAAACCCCAGUUCUCUCAUCAAAUUCUCUUGAUUCCAUAUCUGGGAGACAAUUGUUUUUUAAGUGCGAGUGUUUUCAGAAGGGAGGAGCUUUUAAAAUUAGAGGUGCUUCAAAUGCUAUAUUUUCACUUGAAGAUGAUCAAGCUGCUAGAGGAGUAGUAACUCACAGCAGUGGUAACCAUGCUGCAGCAGUGUCUUUAGCUGCAAAACUACGUGGAAUCCCUGCUUAUAUUGUUAUACCAGAAAAUGCCCCAAAAUGUAAGGUUGAAAAUGUCAAGCGCUAUGGUGGCCAAGUUAUUUGGAGUGAAGCCACAUUUCAGUCAAGAGAGAGCACUGCAAGAAAGGUCCAGCAAGAAACAGGUGCAGUUCUGAUUCAUCCAUUCAAUGAUAAACAUAUUAUAAGUGGGCAGGGCACCAUUUCAUUAGAGUUGCUGGAGCAAGUCCGAGAUAUUGACACAAUAAUAGUCCCAAUUAGUGGUGGAGGGUUGAUCUCCGGUGUGACAUUGGCUGCAAAGACAAUCAACCCUUCUAUUUGUAUUUUGGCUGCCGAGCCAAAGGGUGCUGAUGAUGCAGCUCAAUCAAAGGUAGCAGGAAAAAUUGUGACGCUACCAGAGGCCAACACCAUUGCUGAUGGGCUUCGAGCUUUUCUUGGAGAUCUGACUUGGCCGGUGGUGCGGGAUUUAGUGGAUGAUAUCAUCACCGUAGAUGAUGAGAAGAUUGUAGAAGCCAUGAGAUUGUGCUAUGAGGUUCUGAAGGUGGCUGUGGAGCCAAGUGGGGCCAUCGGUCUUGCUGCUGUUCUUUCGGAUCGGUUCCAACAAAAUCCUGCUUGGAAGAAUUGCAACAAAAUCGGAAUCAUUCUCUCUGGAGGCAAUGUUGAUCUUGGUGUGCUUUGGGAGUCAUUUAGCAAAUGAGUAGUUGAAGUUUUUUCAAUUGAAGUGUGUAACAAGCACAGAGAAAUAACUUCAUUGAAAAUUAUAAUUACAAAAAUUGAUUGAGGGCAUGUAUUGACUGCUAAAUAUGCCAUAACUAUGGUUACCUGAUAUUUCCAGGUUCAGUUCA